AAUAGUCGUAAAAAGAGGUACAAUAAAAUAAAAACCACCAAAAAAAUACACAAAAAAUAUAAACUAAACAGCUUCUAUGUCUGGAAAACCAUAAAAAAAAAAUUAAAAAAAGUCGAUUUGCAAUUGAUAAGAAAAAUGGAAAUCAAUUCCUGAAAAUAAAUAUCCGAAUGUAUUACAAUGCAGCCUAUUAGUCUUUUAGUCAAUGGAUAUGAAGUUCAAACAAAAGUUGAGCUGGUAGUGGCCUGUGCAUAGAACAUAGAAUUAGGAAUUCGAAUGUAAUUUAAAAGGAUCUCUAUGGCAUAGAAUUAGACAUUUAGAAUGAACGGACCAGUGGCCUUCAGUGCGUAAAUUACGUGGGCAACACCUGUAUGGCAAUUGUGAUGUCAAACAGAACUAUUUAGCCCUCGAGAGGUCUCUUCGAACACGGCAAGCUGGGCAGCACCCUAGGUCCGUGUAUUUUGUGCAUCAAGAUGCACAUCUUCCGGAUUGCCAUUCCCUUCAGGAGGUUUUACUCCGAGGAACCCGAGCAUCGUAGACCCCCACCUAUCAAGCCCUCCCCCGACCGGAGGAUGGGGAUGGGUGAUUGUCUUAUCAUCGUUCCUCUAUAAUGUCCUGGUACUGGGAUACCACAACUCCUUCGGAGUGUAGCUCAUCAGUCUCAAUGAGUUUGGGGAGACAAGUUCCAAAACAGGCAAGUUACACUAAGCGUCACAUACCGUUAAUAACUGUUUUUCAGACUGAAAAAAUGCAACAUUACACUGUAAACUCAACUGUUAUAACUACACAUUACAACUAUUUUGUAUUACAAAAGUGAUUUUGUGAUCAUGAUAUGUGUAAAUGGUGAUAAACCUGUAAUAAACAAGUAGUUAUCAAACUGCAUGAAUGACCUACACAUGCUAUAGAGUAGAUACAUUGAAACCGGCUAGCUACCUAACCUUAUGACCCACUCUCUGCUGGCCUGUAGCAUGGGUUGGCUCCAUCAGCUACGGCUUCAUCAUGAUCUGUGGGCCCCUGUCUGGGAAGCUGUCAGUCAGGUACGGGGCCAGAGAGAUCUCCAUUCUAGGAUCCCUCAUCAUCAUGAUCUCCAUAGUGUACUCGUCCUAUGCAUCCAAUCUAGGAUCGCUGUUCUUCACACACAGCUUCCUCACUGGAGUGGGCUCCAGCUUUGCCUUCACCCCAGGUAUGAUCAUGGUGAGCCAGUACUUCACCUCCAAGCGUUCCCUGGCCACAGGGAUAGUGAUGUCAGGAGGAGCAGCAGGGGCCCUGGUCCAGACCCAGCUCCAUCUGUACCUCAUCGACACCCUGGGCUGGAGGCAGAGUCUCCAAGUGUUCUCAGGCCUCAUGAUUAUCUGUGUCAUCACCGGCUUCACCUAUCUGCCACUCAACCCCAAAGGUACUGCAGGACGUUCAGACCCACAACAGUUUUAAUUUCUUUAUUACAUUGCAGGUCCCCAUGUAAAAUGAUGAGCAUACAGUAAUGGGACCAUUUACCCCAUCAUGACUGAGCGCACCCUUGUGUACCCUUUCAAACAGAAAUGUGAUAUAUUCAAAAGCUACAGUAUGUGCUGCUGAUGGGCUAUGAGUGAUUUAAAUUCCAAAUGUGUUUGAAAAGUGUCACCAGAAGUGUGGUGGAUAAUUUGAAGAACUCUCCCUUGAAGAAGUUUGUUGUGGACCUUGGCCUGUGGAAAGACAGUCUUUCUGAUAUGGGUUGCAGCCAAUGGACUGUGUAAAUUUGGAUUCUUCAUUCCAUAUGUCCACUUGGUAAGUUACAUACUGAUGUAAACAACUGAAGGCUCAGUUGCAACAGUACGACAUUAUAGUUUGGAAACAUUCUGUAAUUUGACUCAUUCUUUACCCCAAAGAUGAGUGAAUGUAGUUUAGGUUAAAAAAGAGGGAAGGGAUGCUAUUGUGAUGUAACAAUCUGACAACAAAUACCCUUAGUACUACCUGUACAGGAUACAUUCAGUAAAUAGAUAGAUACCUGUAUGUGUGUGUUUUUGGUUUUACUGGGGACGAGAAGUCUUCACAACGAUAGUAAAACAAGGACAAUUCAGGGACAUUUUCCAGACUUAAUGGGGUAGGUUUAAGGUUAGGAUUAGGAGUUAGGGUUAGGUUAAGGGAAUAUAGGAUUUUGAAUGGCAAUCAAUUAUUUGGUCCCCACAAGGAUAUUAAAACAAACAUGUUUGUGUGUGCAUGUUUAAAUCCCAGUCCAAAGUGCCACUAACAUCAUGCUGUUCCUGGAUCAUCUUCAGAUGGAUCUGUGACUCAGAGAGAAUCAACAGGCUGUACUUUAACCAGGCCUCUGUCUUUGGUGUUGGUGGGUUGCCCUUACUCCUAUACCUCAGUCACUAUGACCGUUAGUAAAGCAAUACAACACAAGAGAGUGUGGCGAUUAUUGUCACGACUGUGCUCCAGUCAAAUGUACAAGGUGAAUGCUGCAGACCGUACACAACCUAAGACCGGUCUCCUCCUGUGUGUCCUCCUGCGGUGCCAGGUCUGCUGUACAUGUUGAUCCCACUGCUCAAAUCCUACGUCUCUCUGGCAGCCUUUGGCUUGUUCCUGGGGAUUGCUGAUGCUGGCAACUACGUCCUGCUCCCUGUCCUGACCUUUGACCUGAUGGGGGCAGAGAAAAUGCCCAUGGCCUGGGGGUUCAUGCUCACGGUGAACGCUGUCAGCUGCUUGGGGCCGCCCUUCGCUGGUAGGUUCACUGCAGCUGAUGUUAUUGUACCAAACCAAAUAAAAUGUUAUUCGUCACAUGCUUCGUAAACAACAGGUGUGGACUAACAGUGAAAUGCUUACUUAC
Coregonus clupeaformis (lake whitefish) is the source of this 2803-nucleotide messenger RNA. RefSeq names its product monocarboxylate transporter 2-like. The transcript is spliced from 2 exons. Gene Ontology annotation, molecular function: monocarboxylic acid transmembrane transporter activity. NCBI's taxonomy places the organism in Eukaryota, Metazoa, Chordata, Actinopteri, Salmoniformes, Salmonidae. Gene Ontology annotation, biological process: transmembrane transport. Bases 997 to 1428 code for a protein of 143 amino acids. The record is from RefSeq and is a predicted model, not a curated record.